Molecule: messenger RNA, 3909 nt
Organism: Grus americana (Whooping crane)
Lineage: Eukaryota; Metazoa; Chordata; Aves; Gruiformes; Gruidae
Product: histone-lysine N-methyltransferase EHMT2-like
Cellular component (GO): nucleus
Molecular function (GO): protein-lysine N-methyltransferase activity; histone methyltransferase activity; zinc ion binding
Source: RefSeq, a predicted model, not a curated record
AUGGGAAGCCCCGCCUCCCGGCGUGACGUCAUCCGAGCGGCGCGCGCAGCGGCGGCGGCCCAGGAGCGAUGGAGGCGGCGGGAAGCGGCGAGGACGCCUCCGCAGGGACCCUCGUGGUGGAGGCGGUGGGAGACCCCGGUCUCCCCACCAGCAACCAGCCCCCCCCCGACCCCUCCCAGAGCGUGGGGACCCCCCCCCAACUUGGGGGUUACCCCCCCCGAGGAGGAGCACGGGGGGACCCAAGCGUCCGGGAACGGACGGGACGGGGGGGGGGGUCCCCUCGAGGGGGAAGGGCCGCAGGGGGCCCCCCCGGCCGGUGCCAGCCCUAAGGGGCUGCCAGGCCACGCAACGAAGACUCUGCCGGGCUCUCCGGGGCGGGGGGCAGUUGGGGGACCCCCCCCAGCCCCCCCGAGCCGGGCUAAGAUGUCCCUGAUGGGGGCGGGGAAGUCCCCCCCGGGGCAGAGCCUGGCCCUGCGGCUCCUCAGCCUCCCCGGGGGGCGACCCCCCCCCGCCACCUCCCCUUUGGCCCCCCCAGAACCCCCCCCGGCCCCCCCAGAACCCCCCGCCCGCCCCAAGGUCCACCGAGCCCGCAAGACCAUGGCCAAGCCCAGCAACGGACAGGUCCCCGAAAAGCGGGUGUCGGAGAUGCUGCACUUCAGGGUGUCGGAUGAGCUGCGCAGCAUCGAGGAGCCCGAGCCCCCCAAACGCCCCAAACUGGACUACGGCCCCGAGGGGCUGCACAAGCGGCUGCAGAGACCCAGCCCCCGCGCCAGCACCGAGAUCACGGUGACGGAGGAAAUGGCCGCCCCCCCCCGCGGCGCCCGCCCCAGCGACGAUUGGGACAGCGAAGGCGGCGGCGGCUUCUCCCUCUUUUACGACGGCUUCAGCGUGGAUGGGCACGGGGACUCGGACAGCAAGUCGGAGGGCGAGGGGGCCGGUGAGGUGCUGAGCGAGGAGGAGGAAGAGGAGGAGGAGGAAGAAGAGGACGAGGAGGAGGAGGAGGACGAGGAGGAAGAGGAAGAGGAUGAGGAGUCGGGCAACGCCUCCGACCGGAGCGCCUCCAGCGCCCGGCGCAGAGCUCGGCGCCGCUGGAAGGAGAGUCCCUGGCUGAAACCCGCGCGGAAGCGCAAGCGGAAGGACCCCCGGGCCAAGGAGAGAGGGGUGCCUGGGGCCCCCCCCGGGGCCGCCCCCAGCGAAUACACCGAGGUGCCCCUGGGCUGCCUGCAGCUGCCGGGGGGGGGGGGCCCUCUCCCCGCAGCCGCCACGCCCCUUCCCCUGAGCCCCGCCCCCCACACCUUCAUCCCUGUCCAUGGGGGGCUGUGGCUCCGCCCCCGGAGCCAGACCCCUCCCCUGGGUGCCUCAGGCCCCACCCCCCAGAGCCAGGCCCUGCCCCCCCCAAGCCCGGCGGGGGCACUGGAGGCGGAGCGUUUCGAGGAGCUGCCGCUCUGCUCCUGCCGCAUGGAGGCCCCCAAGGUGGAGAGGGGGGGGGACGGCGCCAGGGGGGUCUGCAUGGCCACCGAGAGCGUCGACGGGCAGCUGAGCGGCUGCGGCAGCAGCAUCCUGAAGCGGGAGACGAUGCGCCCGUCCAGCCGCGUCCCGCUCAUGGUGCUGUGCGAGAGCCACCGCGCACGCAUGGUCAAGCACCACUGCUGCCCCGGCUGCGGGUACUUCUGCACCGCCGGGACGUUCCUGGAGUGUCACCCCGACGUGCGCAUCGGGCACCGGUUCCACCGGGGCUGCGUCUCGCAGCUCAACGGGAUGAUUUUCUGCCCCCACUGCGGCGAAGACGCCUCCGAAGCCCAGGAGGUGACGCUGCCCCGCGCCGAGGGGACCCCCCCGGCCCCCCCCCCCGCCGCCGCCGCCGCCGCCGCCGUACCCCCUGAGCCCCGACGCCGCGCCACGGCCCCCCGCCCCGACGCCCCCACCCCCAGCGCACGGAUGCGGGGGCAGGGCGAGGGCCGGGCCCCCCCCCCAGACCCCCGGGCCGAGCCCAUCGACAGUUCGGGGGGGCCGGCGCUGGCGCUGCCCUCGGGGGGGGCCCUCUCGGCGCGGGGGCUGGCGCCGGGGCCGGCACGGGACCUGCUGGAGAAGGCGCUGGUGGGGCAGGAGGCCGAGAGGCGGAAGAAGCUGCGUUUCCACCCCCGGCAGCUCUACGUCUCGGUCAAGCAGGGGGAGCUGCAGAAGGUCGUGCUCAUGCUGCUGGACAACCUGGACCCCAACUUCCAGAGCGACGCGCAGAGCAAGCGCACCCCCCUGCACGCGGCCGCGCAGAAGGGGUACCUCGAAAUCUGCCACCUCCUGCUGCAGGCGGGCGCCAACAUCAACGCGACGGACAAACUGCGCCGGACGCCGCUGAUGGAGGCCGUGGCCAACAACCACGUGGAAGCGGCGCGGUACAUGGUGCGACGCGGCGGCUGCGUCUACAGCAAGGAGGAGGACGGCUCCACCUGCCUCCACCACGCCGCCAAGAACGGGAACCUGGAGAUGGUCGACCUGCUGCUCUCCACCGGGCAGGUGGACGUCAACGCUCAGGACAACGGGGGUUGGACCCCCAUCAUCUGGGCGGCCGAGCACAAGCACAUCGAGGUGAUUCGCCGCCUGCUGACGCGCGGCGCCGACGUCACCCUCACCGACAACGAGGAGAACAUCUGCCUGCACUGGGCGUCCUUCACGGGCAGCGCGGAGAUCGCCGAGGUGCUGCUGAACGCGCAGUGCGACCUGCACGCCGUCAACUUCCACGGGGACACCCCCCUGCACAUCGCCGCCCGCGAGAGCUACCACGACUGCGUCAUGCUGUUCCUGUCGCGGGGGGCGGACCCCGAGGUGCGGAACAAGGAGGGGGACUCCCCCCUGGACCUGACGCUGGAGCACUCCGAGGUGUGGGUGGCCCUGCAGCUCAACCGCAAGCUGCGGCAGGGGGCUGCGGGGCGGGCGCUGCACACCGAGCGCAUCAUCAGCCGGGACGUGGCGCGGGGGUACGAGAACGUCCCCAUCCCGUGCGUGAACGGGGUGGACGAGGAGCCGUGCCCCGACGACUACAAAUACAUCGCCGAGAACUGCGAGACCUCCACCAUGAACAUCGACCACAACAUCACCCACCUCCAGCACUGCACGUGCCAGGACGACUGCUCCUCCAGCAACUGCCUCUGCGGGCAGCUCAGCAUCCGCUGCUGGUACGAUAAGGACGGGCGGCUGCUGCAGGAGUUCAACAAGAUCGAGCCCCCCCUGAUCUUCGAGUGCAACCAGGCCUGCACGUGCUGGCGCAGCUGCAAGAACCGCGUGGUGCAGAGCGGCAUCAAGGUCCGGCUCCAGCUCUACCGGACGGCGAAGAUGGGGGGGGUGCGGGCGCUGCAGGCCAUCCCCCCCGGAACCUUCAUCUGCGAAUACGUGGGGGAGCUGAUCUCGGACGCGGAGGCCGACGUGCGGGAGGACGAUUCCUACCUCUUCGACCUGGACAACAAGGACGGGGAGGUGUACUGCAUCGACGCGCGUUACUAUGGCAACGUGAGCCGGUUCAUCAACCACCUGUGCGACCCCAACAUCAUCCCGGUGCGGGUGUUCCUGCUGCACCAGGACCUGCGCUUCCCCCGCAUCGCCUUCUUCAGCAGCCGCGGCAUCCGGCCCGGGGAGGAGCUGGGGUUUGACUACGGGGACCGGUUCUGGGACAUCAAGAGCAAAUAUUUCCCGUGCCAGUGCGGCUCCGAGAAGUGCAAACACUCCGCCGAGGCUGGGGGGGGGCGCGGGGACCCCCCCGAACUGCUGCCCCCCCUCCUGGCCCUGCCCCCCCCCUGACACUUCCCCCCCCCCACCCCCACGGACCCCCCCAAAGCUGUUGGCCCCUCCCUGAGCCCCCCACAUCCCUGUGCCCCCCCAUAUCCCUGUGCCCCCCCACAUCCCUGUACCCCCCCA